CUGCUGCCUAAAGUCAACAUAGGCAGCUUUAGUUGUUAACAAAAUGUGGAAUAGUAAAGUAAUGUGGAGCUGCCUGCUGCUGGCGGCGCUAACAAUAGAACUAACAGCUGCUGCUGCUGGUCCAAGCUUUUUGCUUUAUACGCGACGCAAUUGGGAUGAAGCGCAACGUGUUGAGCCUGAGGUGGAGUAUUUGAUGCGUAGUUCCUUCUAUGCCGCCGAGCCCAUAGUCUUGUUGCUGCCACAAUGGCAGGGCAAUGCCACAGCUGAGCGCGAACUGGCUUUGAUUGAAACGCUGCUGCAGCGUGAGGCUUGCAACGUGUUUGCUGUGCAACUUGAAGCUGCCACAAGUGAAGUGCAAAUUGUAGCAGCUGUGCGCGAUUUGCUGCUGCUGCUGCGUCAACAGUUUGAGGUGCCGCUGCAGCGCCAACAGCUCAUUGGCUAUGCCGAGGGUGCGCAUUUGGCUGCAGCAGCCGCUGCGCAAGUGCAGCAAGCGCUGCAUGAGCAAGUGGCACGCAUUACUGCCUUAGAUCCCAGCCAGGAAAACGUUGAGCUACAGCACAAACUCUCGAGCCAGGAUGCGCAGUUUGUUGAGGUCAUACACACCAGCAACAGCUCGGAGCAGCUUGGAGAUGCAGACUUCUAUCCCAAUGGGGGCGAGCUGCAACCUGGUUGCACCACUGCUGUCUGCGCGCAGCAGCGUGCGCUGGAGCUUGCCAUUGAAAUGUGGUCGCCUGGCAAUGAAUUCAUCAUCGCCAAUUGUGGCGCUUUGCAGUCCAUGAGCGCCAGCAACUGUCGCUGGUCUACUCAGCGCAUGGGCGUGACAGCUAAGCAAGGAAUUUACUUCUUGGAAACACACAGCAGUGCGCCAUUUGGCAGAGGCGCCUAUCACAUCGCCUUCUUGUAAAACUUAUGACAAAAGCGUGUGCUGCACAGCGAAAAAAUUUAUAUUAAAAA
Drosophila busckii is the source of this 954-nucleotide messenger RNA. RefSeq names its product pancreatic lipase-related protein 3. Lineage: Eukaryota; Metazoa; Arthropoda; Insecta; Diptera; Drosophilidae. The record is from RefSeq and is a predicted model, not a curated record. The coding region runs from base 44 to 904 and encodes 286 amino acids. Gene Ontology annotation, molecular function: lipase activity. The transcript is spliced from 3 exons.